AUGAAAGGGGUGGAGGAGGGAAUCCGCGAGGGCAUCGCAGACCUCUUCUGGGGAAACGUGAGCAAAAACGGAGGCUCCGAGACCUGGGAGUGGAUCAAAGCCGAGCCCACCUGCACGCCCCCAAAGGAUGAUAUCCUUGCAGUGGGGACGACGCCUCUGAACUACACCCAGUGGUGCAAGCGCACGGUGAAGGACCCAAAGUCUUUGGGAAGUAUACUCCAAGAGCAUAGUCUAAUCUAA
This is a messenger RNA of Symbiodinium sp. CCMP2592, 240 nucleotides long. The record is from the annotation of a GenBank genome assembly. NCBI's taxonomy places the organism in Eukaryota, Dinophyceae, Suessiales, Symbiodiniaceae.